AUGUCAGUUUCUACUUUCAGUAAACUUAACCCAAAGAGCUUUUAUUUUUUUACUCUAUCCGAUGGCAGUAACCGAUCCUUGUAAAACUCGUGAACCUAAAGUGAUAGACAACGCAUUAAUAGAAAAAUGCAUCGAUUUACAGUUCCCCAAAGGAGAAGUUGGUCGAUUAAUGAGAGCAGACGGAAUGCCUAUGGACCAAAUAGAAGAAAUGAGAUUUGAGUAUAUGAAUAUACUUAAAUUAGACCAUUUAUGGGUACUUAAAUCAUUAGUGAAAUUAAAAUUAAAUAAUAACUACAUAGAGAAAAUCGAAGGCAUGGAAUCAUUAAUUCAUUUAGAAGAGUUAGAUCUGUCUUUUAACAAAAUUUCUAAAAUAGAAAAUCUUGAUAAUUUGACAAAACUGAAGAAACUAAACCUAUUUGAUAAUUUGAUCGAAAAGCUAGAAGGGCUCGAUAAUUUAAAAAACUUGUCUGUAUUCAGUAUAGGAAGAAAUUUAAUUUCAGAUAAAAAGGAGAUAUUUUAUUUAAGAAGGUUCAAUUUAAUGUCUUUGAAUAUGGCUUAUAAUCCAUGCACGGAGGACAAGAAUUUUAGACUAUUCAUAGCUGCUUUCUUGCCGAAUUUAGACUAUUACGAGUAUAAAAGAAUUUCUGAUGACGAGAGGGAACAAGCUGAAAUAGUAUAUAAAUUUGAUGUUCGCGACCUUGAAAAAAUAGAAGACGUAGAAUUUGCAGCAAUUCGCGCAAAAGAGAAAGAGAUUGCUGACGCUGAACUUCACUCAAAAGCCUUCGUUGAAUAUAUGAAUAGUAGACAUUUGUUUGAUGACAUGUAUAAAAAUGAUGAUGAAGGCAAAGCUCUUCUAGCAAUUGGUACAGAAGAACUCGACCAAAUUUAUAAAGAUUUCGAAACAAACUUCAUCGCCUUUUGUGUUCAAAUAUUCGAAAUCGGACAAAGACAGUACAACCUGCGAUGCGAGGAAAUAGAAAUGUUCACCAGAAGUACAGACAACGCUAAAAAGGAGAACCAGGAGGAGAGUAUCACUUUUAUGGAAUCCUUCAUCGAAGAAAAGCAAGAACAUUUUUCUAAAGUUAAAGUACUACAGCUGCAGCUGGAUGAUGCUAUAAUAGAUGACAUGACCUAUGUCGACAAGGUUGAAGUUUACUCUGAAAAUUUCGACAAACUUAUCCACGAGUCCUGGAAGAAUCUGAUGAAAUUAGAACUCCAACUAUUUGAGCAGCUUGAAGAAGUCAAUCAAACCUUCGAGCACAAUCUAACAGAAAUGGUCAAUACAUUCAUAGAAGAAUGUCAGGCUGUUUUUACAAAUAUUAGAGAAAUUGAAACUGUUUAUACUGAAAAUUUGCAGGAAGCAUGUAACAGUUUUCUGACAGCUGCUAACAUUGGUGAAGUUGAGGUACCAGAUGUCUUAAAGAACAUCAUGAAUGACAAAGAAAAUUUAGUUAACGCGCUAGGUGCAACUCACGAUAUACACAUGCAAGUGAUCGAUGACAGAGAAGACACACUAAUGAGUAGAGCAAGAACGUGGCUAGAUACUUUUAUCAAAGACCUUAAUGAUGAAGAAAUUAAGAGAAAUAGAUACAAAAUAUUGGAGGUAAACCACUUUCUCGACAUUCAAAGAGAAGAAUAUGAUGAUCUUAUUACAUUACCGCCAUCAAUUAUACAGAAAGAAGAGAUUGACGAUGAUGUUUAACACUUUUCUUUCUCAUAUAUUUGAAAUUUUAAUAAAUAAUAUAUUAUUUUGAAAGAA
Molecule: messenger RNA, 1759 nt
Organism: Diabrotica virgifera virgifera (western corn rootworm)
Lineage: Eukaryota; Metazoa; Arthropoda; Insecta; Coleoptera; Chrysomelidae
Product: dynein regulatory complex subunit 3-like
Exons: 6
Coding region: 62-1702 (546 amino acids)
Molecular function (GO): protein binding
Source: RefSeq, a predicted model, not a curated record